CACAUAUUUAGUACUUAUACAUACGUAGUGCAAAGAUGGCGUCGACGGUGUGUGUUUCGCGGUGCCGACUUUUAGCAAAAUUAGAAUUAAAUCGUGGUUUGUGUGUGUCGCCGAUAUUUAGGGAUUUUUCAAAUAACAGGGAGUCAUGGUGUCGGCGAUGGCGACCGGCUCGAAGAUCCUUUUUCACAAGCGUAUGCGCUCACGGAUCCAAAACGCCUUCAAAAGUUGAUCACGAGAAAUCUGACGAUGUGACGGUGACGUACCGGCGCGGGCUGCCCGUGAUCACGGUCCCGCUGCCGUCGCGCCGCGAGCGAUGCCGCUUCACGCUGCGGCCGGUCUCGCAGACCGUCGGCGACCUUCUCGAACAGGUUAAAGCAGAAGACCGCGGUGUGGAGCGGGCCACGGCGCUGGCGGCGGACGAGCGCGUGCGCAUCGCGUCCAGCGACACCGUCGAGUCGCUGCUCGAGAACGACUUCCGGCUCAUCAUCAACGACACCGAGUACUACGUCAAGAGCCCCUCGCAGGAGCGUUUGAGCACGGAGGAGAUAACGCGACUAAGCGACGUGCGGAAUCUGGUCAAUCAGCUGUACGAGACACUCAACGUACGCGAGCAUCAGAUUCGUAAGGAGAGGGAAAUCCGUUCGCAGCUCGAGAAGCUUACUACGGAAAUACUGCCGCUUGAGGAGAAACGGCUAAGCUUAGAAGUGGAAACCAGCCGGCGCACCUCCGCGCUGACGUGGGUCGGCCUGGGUCUCAUGGGCGUCCAGUUCGGGGUGCUCGCGCGGCUGACCUGGUGGGAGUACUCCUGGGACAUCAUGGAGCCCGUCACGUACUUCGUCACUUACGGGACGGCGAUGGCCGCCUAUGCUUACUUCGUGCUUACGAAACAGGAAUACAUAUUGCCCGAUGUGAAAGAUAGGCAACACCUGCUGACGUUGCACAAAAAGGCGAAAAAGGUCGGACUGGAUAUCAACCAGUACAAUCAUCUGAAAGAUGAGAUAGACAAACUGCAGAAGGACCUGGCGCGGCUGCACGACCCGCUGCACAUCCACAUUACACCGAGGCACGCCGCGGCCUCCGAGAAGCGCUCGCCCCUCACCAAGAUCAAGGACAUGAUCGAGGAGACCGGCAAGAAGAUGAAGAUCACGUAAUAUUUGCUGACCGUCACGCGUCGCAUCACGCGUACGUAAUACUUUCACUGUAGGAGUUUACUUGGCUUUAGCCAAGGUUCAUUGAUUGUGUAAGAUGUGUCAAGACAUAGUGCUUCAGAUUUGACAGCUAAUGUACUUAGCGCUAUACAGCUCCGCACUGGGCUAUAACCGCGAAAAUCGAAGUUCGCAAAUUGCGGGCAUUUUUCUCUAUCAGUCUUAUUACGCCUUCAUUGGAGUAAAAGAGAAAGAUCCCCGCAAUUUGCGGAUUUCGGUUUUCGCGGUAGCCCCUCUGGCUGUCAAAAGUUGACAACGCAGUUACCACAUAACAUGGCGCCGUAUAGCGCUGUCCAGUUAGACUAUCAAAAUUGGAGCGCGUUUUUUUCUUACACCUCUUCUACAAUCAAUAAUUCUUUGCAACAAAGUAUAACGAUAAAGUACACGUCGGAUUAGAUUUUUGCUUUUUGAUAACUCGAAAUGAUCGACAGUGACCAUUCUAUUAUUUGCAAAGGCCUUUACUGGCUAUCGUCAAUGCGAUCUUUACUAAUUGAAGUCUUUGUGUGAAGUUAACAUGUUCACACUGUGAAUACCUACAUUGAACUUUAGAACAAUGUAACGACUUAAUACGAAUGUAAUGCCGAAACGGGCGUAACCGUCAAACUAUGUGUUGAUUGAUACCGACAUACAUAAAUCGGUUGGGGCCCGUUGCGUAAUUUAUAGAAAAAAAUCUAGGAAAUUUUUAUGUUGGAUAAGUUUCACAUGCUCAGAAAUUGUUUCCUAUUAAAUAUUUAGUUACAUUAUUUAAAAAUUAACUAACUUUAGAACAUCAGAAUCCAUUAUUAUUAUCGAAUAUAAGUGAAAUCUCUCAAUCUCAAUCAUUAAUUUAAGCAGAAAAAACUGAAAAUAAAUCUUUAUCUUCAUAUUGUUAAUACAUCAUGAAGUAUCCCCUUUACAAUAUCUACUUUUUAUCAGUGCCAAUAGUUAUAAAUUAUCGUGUCCUUGAUUCAACUCUAUAAUACUAACGUAGCUAGUGAAGUUAUCAAAUUCUAGUCGUUAUUAAAUAAUAAUCUGAGUACACAUAUUUGUUGGUACUUAAAAUGUAGGACCCUUGCCAUACGGAACCAUUUUAUUUACGAUUAAUACACAUGACUUACUAAAAUUGUCAACCGUUUAUGGUCGAUGUUCUACGUCAUGUGAAAAAUUAAAUUUAUAAACAAAGAAAAGGUACCACCUUGACUUGACGUUAAAAACAAAUAUUGAUAAUAUACCUAAGAAUCGAUGCUUGUAAUAUUCGCGCAAACUUUAGUUUGUACAUGUUAUGCUUGAUUUUAUAAAAAGGAGCUUUUUAGUGUAAUUUAUUACAUAUUGAAUAAUUAAAUUUAAAAUAUAAAAUUAGUUCAUAUAAAAUGUGUAAUUAAAAGUUUAAUAAAAAUUGUUUUGUGUUUGGUGCGUCUAACAUGCUUAGGUCUACUAACAUUUAUGUAGUCUGUAUACACGCUGCCGUCUGUCUAAAAUCCGAUUUCAUUCAAAAAGCACAUGCAAGCAAAGGUCUGGCAAGGACUAAUAAUUAAUGUGGAUUUUCAACUGACGUUCUUAUGUUUGCCGUGACGGGAAUGCUACGCGUGAAUUAAAAACACCAAAUUUUUAUAAGUCCACUUAACUGAGGCUGUUGGUAAGAAAUUAUGGUUAACUACGGAGUGCGGGAAAACUUAGCUGUGUGCGACUGAUUUAUUAUAUUCUAUAAUCUAUGUAAACUGGUUGACUUGUAUUUUUUCGGAUUAAAUGUGUCUUUAAAGCCAGUUUUAUAAAAUAAAACACGCCGUAGGUUAAAUAAUGGCUGUGAAGUAAAUGUAAAAAAUACAUUUUUCAGUCCAUGUUAUUGUCCGUGUAUCGUAGCGGACUCAUUUAGUCAUUACACUCAUUACAUUAGUGAAUGUCAAGUCGCAAGUUAUCUUUCAAAAAUGAAUUUCAUAAUGUUGUAGACUAAUAGAUAAAAAAUACAUGUUUUAUUUGUAAUUAUAGAGUCACAGUAAGACAUUAGAAUGCCCUCUGUAUACUUACGUUUAAUUUGUUGAUACACAAGCUUAAUUAUACUUUUUGCUCUUGAGUAACAAGGCUUCAUUAUUGGUAAAUAAUGUACCCAGGACCAUUACGAACGAUUGAUAUAGCAAGUUAGCUACUACGCACAAAUCGUAUGUAAUGAAACUAUUUCCAUAAGUAGUACCCAUUUUAGCAAUUUUGUACAGACUUAGACAGAUGCUAAGGCGUCCUCAAAUUAUCUUAUCACGUAAGGUAUCGUUCGGAACACGCCCACACUGACUAAUACUUCCCCAUAAGUAAAACAACCGUAUGCAUUUUAAAAAUAAUUUGAAGUUGCAUUAAAGGUGCUUGAACUACUUCUCCACUUCACAUACCGUUGUUAUGCUCAUGGUGGCACAGUGUUCUCACGCGAGACUCGCUCCAGAGUCUGCAGCGAUGAGGGCCUAAACCCCUUCAUGUAAUAUACUGUACUCGUAUUUAAACUAGCUGUAAGCACGCACAUAAACGUUCUUCGCUCAAUCUAGUUAGCUUUCUCUUGUGAUUUGCGAAUUUGCCUUUUACAAUCUUUUUCUAUCUAAUCUAGGUAUAGAAUUUUAUAUAAUAACGAUUAAGAUGGAGCAAAGCUUCAGUUGAUGUGACUAUAGUUUAUUUACUGUAGUUCAAAUGUUUAUAUUCGAAAAAAUAACGUUAAAUAAUUUUGUAUUUAUAACUUGAACAAGUGUUUGAGUUAGAAACAUUAACGGCCUGUUAUUUUUGGAGGUUUACAAUAGUGUGCAAUAGUUUUAGAAAUUUAAGACAAGGUAGUGACAAAGAUCUGUUAUGUAGUCGCAAAAACCAAUUACUUAGUUCUUUAAGGAGUUCAGGAGUGCUUGGGUGAGGUAGAUAUUUAUAUAUUAUUUGUUUUAUAAUAUAACGCUUAUGAAAUCUGACAAAAUAAAAAUCUCAUAGCCUUUAUUUAAUUGUAUACCUUACUGUAAUAUUCUUAUUUUUCAUUUUUUAUAUUUUUUGUUAAGUAAAAGUUUAUAUACUCCUUGCACUAACAUAUAUUUUAUCGAUUAACCUAGAAAUCUAAAGAUAUAUUUUCUAAUUUCAUAAUAUAUAUACGUAUCAUACCGUUUUGAUCAAUCUCACAAUCGAGUAGUUAGAUACUAAUAAUUAAUUAUACAUAUACCUAUUUAGCCUAAUAAUUUAACAAGAUACUAACUCUCCUGUUAAUAUUCACUAGUAAAAAUGCCAAAAUUUAACCUUCCAACUAAUACAAUUCUUGUUAACUUUGUUACGCCUUCUUGCAAUUAUCAUUGUAUAAUUGUUAUAUUUAUGGAGUGAAGAUAUGAGGUGGUAUCGACUAACAACUUUGUAAAAGCCCACACAUUUAAAAUCGAGGGUAUUCUCGCAAUCAUUGUACCUAUGAUCUAUUUAUAUUUACUUCUAUUUCUUGUUAUGUUAUCCUGGGUAUUAAAUUUUAAUAGCGUUGUAUUGUAUACGGCAAUUUUUUGGUUAAUGACUAAGAACUUCUAUAUCAUCUCGUUAAAAUAGACGAAUUUGUAGUACAAUAGUAUUUUCUGGCCGAAAUAAUAGUUAUGUACUAAACUACAGUAAGUAUAAGUAUAUUUUCACCACACCAGCUCGGAAAGCCUUACUUUGCACUUCAAAAACUGAUAGCAAAGUUGCAUUUUAUUCACAUGUGAGGCAAAGUAAUCAAAUGCAAAUUUUGAGUUGUUUUCUUAUGUUUGCUGGUAAAAUUGGCUUUUAAAUGAUGAUUUUGGAUGAUAAAUAUUUAAUAACAUUCAUUUGGAUUUGAUUUGGUUUGAUUUUGUUUGAUAUUUUACAUUUAAUAUUUGCUUCGGGUUGGUGUGGUGAAAAUAUUUGUGUUUCACUCGGGGGCAAAUUUUGUUUAACACUCGUGCUUUGAAACCCUCGCAACGCUCAAUAUUCCAUUUUUCGAACCACUCGCUACGCUCGUGGUUCAAUUUUGGAAUCUUUCGCUUGCUCGGGUAUCAAUAUUAGCACGAGCGGUUAAACAACAAGUUUGCCCCCUUGUAAAACAAAUAACUAUUAUUCAAUUUGUUAUUGUGGCCAACUUGUUACCUAUUAAAUUAGUACGAACAUAUAAUGAUUGCGACUUUUCUCACUAUUUUCGAUUGUGGGUUAGUACUGACUCCUUGUAACAGUUACUAUUUUGCAUUUUGUUAAAUAUUUACAGUCGUGUUACUCGAAUAAAUUUUUAAAAAAUUGAA
Molecule: messenger RNA, 5425 nt
Organism: Cydia fagiglandana
Lineage: Eukaryota; Metazoa; Arthropoda; Insecta; Lepidoptera; Tortricidae
Gene: MCU
Product: calcium uniporter protein, mitochondrial
Exons: 8
Coding region: 36-1151 (371 amino acids)
Biological process (GO): calcium import into the mitochondrion; mitochondrial calcium ion homeostasis
Cellular component (GO): mitochondrial inner membrane; uniplex complex
Molecular function (GO): calcium channel activity; uniporter activity
Source: RefSeq, a predicted model, not a curated record